Coregonus sp. 'balchen' is the source of this 1718-nucleotide messenger RNA. NCBI's taxonomy places the organism in Eukaryota, Metazoa, Chordata, Actinopteri, Salmoniformes, Salmonidae. The record is from the annotation of a GenBank genome assembly.
AUGGAGGAUGACCAGUCUGCCUUGUACCAACCGUAAGUAAAUACAAAUAUAAAUAAUCUCUUUAUCAAGUACUACACAUAAAUGUAUAAGUGAACAUGGAUGUAUUUUAUUGAUUCAUAUCUGCAUACCAAAUGUUUUCCAGACCAAUGACCCGGUCAUGGAACAAGAAACUGAGAAAGGCGAUGCAAAGCAGUGGUUUAUACCAAAAGCACCCUCUGGAUUGUGAUCUGCUGGCUGGAUUUGGCAAAUAUCUCCGUGACGACCACAACUUUCCCAAUUUCAAACAGGAGGUAUGUACAGCAAUUUUACUUAAUUUAACUAUUGAAAUAAUUAAAAUAAGAAUUACUACAUUCUAAAGUAGUUAUUAACUAUGUAACUAACAUUAUUUCAUUUUGAUGUACAGGUUGCAAAUGUGUCAAGGUUUUUGUUGUGCAUAGACUCCACCAAACCGUCACUGGAUUUUGUCCAUGACUUGGAAAAAAUCAGGUUAUUUUUUACCAAGCUUGCAAACAUUGGACAGAAUAAGCAAACCACUGCAAACUACAUGAAGAAUCUGAAGAGGUUUCUUCGCUACAACACCACUGCAACAAACCUCAUCCAGACAGACAGGGGCUUAUAUGAGCAAUGCAAGCAUUUCCAAGAGUGCCUGAAUGACAUCCAGAAGUCCAUGAGCAAGCAAGUGUCUCACGAUAUUACUGGGAAAAGGUAUAUAUUUAAAAUUGAUCUUCACAGAAAUGUAUGUUACAUUUUAAGUGUGUAUUAUUGACGUUCUGCAUAUCAUUAAUGUAUUAUUGUUUUUCUGCAGGUACACACAGAUGGUGACAGUCGCGAAGACACCAAAAAUAAUGUUUGGCAAUCUUGGAGGUGGCUAAGAAAGACUUUCUGGGUGUCAUUAGGAAGGCCAUGAGUGAAGAAUCCUUGGACGAAAAUGAACAACUGCUCAUUCUGUACUACCUGGAGUCUCUGCUCAUGCUGAAACAUCUCCAAAGGGCUGGAGUUGUAAAAAAUAUGACCGUAAGUUAACUAAUGUCAUACAUUUGCUAUAAUGUUGAAUCGUAUUUUCUUUUUUGGCAUAUGUUUUAUUGAUAUGUCACAUUUCCUAUUGUAGCUGAACGAAUGGCUCUCAAGGGAGUCGUGCAAGUUGCCAAAUGGUGAGAAAUGGACUGUCAUCGGUGUUAAGCAACACAAGACAGGGACACAGCAAGUGGCAACCGUUUCGUUAGACGAGGAGGAAGACGCAGUAAGUAUGUUUACCACAAUCUAGUUAUUGUGAAUGUGAUUGAUUUAAUACCAUCCUGGUAAAUAUGUAUUUUUUGUCUACAUUUUCAGUGGUUGGAUAUGUACUACCGACACGUUCAACCUGCUUGUCUUCAAAACUUUGAUGACGUGGAAGAAGAUGAGAGAUUCUUCAUUUCCACAACUGGAAGAGCCAUCUACAACCCUUCCAAUGACCUACAAAGGUUUCAUGCCAAGUAAGUACAACACUGUUAAGUAGAACACAGUUUUUUAUCAUUACACAAUACUUUUUUGACAGUACAGGUUUCUAAAAUCAAAACUGUUUUUUCUUGUUCUUUCAUCAGAUACCAACUCCCAACGUCACGAGCCAGGUAGCAAGACACAUUUUUGAGACAAAUAUCAAAGCCAGCUUCACAGACGCAGAGAAGGCACUUGUUGCUGACUACUUGGCCCAUACAACUGCUACAGCUGACAGGCACUAG